AUGAAUUUCCAAAGCCUUAAAAAGCAGCUGGAUGAACUCCACGCUGAAAAGAAGGAGAUGAGAAGUAUGAUGCAGCAGCUCCUGACACAGACCCAGACCUUCUCAGCAUCAGCUGCUUCCCUCUCCAUCCUCAUCUUCCUGCCCGUGCCCCCACCAGACCGCAACUCCCAUGAUGCCUUGCAGCACACUUGUGCGCCGCAGCAGGCCCUCCUGCAGGCCUUCAGGUUGCUCAGCGAAGAUGACUGGGAGAAGAAGAUCGAGGCCUUGACCUCCAUCAGGUCUCUGUCUCAGCACCAUGCUGAGCUGCUGCUUCCCAGACUGCAUGACCUGUGUCUGGCUGUCACUCAAGAGGUAAAGAACCUGCGCUCCAUGGUGUCCCGCACUGCCAUAGUGACCCUGGCCCACCUGUACGCUCAUCUGGGGCUGGGCAUGGAUGCGGAGGCAGAGGGCACCACCCGGGCACUGCUGCAGAAGGCAGGAGAGGCCAGCGGCUUCAUCAGGGAUGAUGUGGAGCUGGCGCUGGGGUACAUGGUGGUCAAUGUAACGCCCUCACGCAGUAUGAACGCUCUCAUCAACACAGGAGUCAGGCACCGUAAUACAGCCGCGAGGAAGAGCACUGCUCUGCACCUGGGGAGACUGGCAGAGGUCAUGGGGUCGUCCCAUCUCCUGUCUGGCAAAAACAAACUGACUGACCGCUUCAUCCAUUCGAUCAGCUGCCUGGCCGUUGAUUGUGCACUGGAAGUCAGGACCCAUGCCCAUAAUACUCUGGCCUUUCUGGCCUCCCACCCCAACCUCAUCAAGAUGGUGGAGAGGUUUGUCCCACAGAGAGACCACAUCACCAUCAAGAACAUUAUUAACAAAGGCCAGUGCAGUUUCCUCUAUAACACAGUUAAGAGAUGGUACGCAAUCCACACUGCACAUUCUAGACUCAUUGUGUUGGACAUGGAGGAUGACUUUGGCUGGAAAAGGCCUAAUUGGAAACCAAUGGAUGUCCUGGGCCUCCUGGCGAACCUGGACCUCGUGGACUACCUGGUUGUCCUGGACCUCCUGGUGAACCUGGUUGUCCUGGCGAACCUGGACCUCGUGGACUACCUGGUCGUCCUGGACCUCCUGGCAAAACAGGCCCAAAAGGGCUUCCCGGUAAAGAUAGUGGUCUUCCCAGUAAAGAUAGUGGUCUUCCUGGUAAAGAGGGUGGGCUUCCUGGUAAACAGGGUGGGCUUCCUGAAAAUGUAA
This is a messenger RNA of Clupea harengus (Atlantic herring), 1233 nucleotides long. RefSeq names its product TOG array regulator of axonemal microtubules protein 1-like. The record is from RefSeq and is a predicted model, not a curated record. The coding region runs from base 1 to 1233 and encodes 410 amino acids. Lineage: Eukaryota; Metazoa; Chordata; Actinopteri; Clupeiformes; Clupeidae. Gene Ontology annotation, biological process: microtubule cytoskeleton organization. Gene Ontology annotation, molecular function: microtubule binding. Gene Ontology annotation, cellular component: cilium; cytoplasmic microtubule. The transcript is spliced from 10 exons.